AUGGCCAACGUUCCCGGGCCCGAGGGCGACGACCCCGAUUCCCAAGCCAGGCAGACCCGCGAGCGGUUGCAGGUCGCCGUUGAUGCCAAGGAUCUUAUGGAGAGCGCGGGCCUGUCGGUCCCCGAAGUCAGCGUCGGCGGCGCCCAUUGCUACACUGCGGUCAGAGAUCUCCCCGGGAUAACCGAGGUUCGCGCCGGACGCUAUCCCCUCAUGGACGUACGCCUGCAGUCCCACCUUCCCGAUCUGUCGCUGGCAGCAAUGGUACUGGCCACCGUUAUUAGCCAUCCGGUGCCUGAAAUCGCCGUGCUUGACUCGGGGCACAAGGCCACCGGCCCGGACAACGGCCGCCCGGUCCUCCAGGGCGUGGAGGGCGGCUUCGCUGCCCGCUUCAGCGCAGAGCACGGUAUCGUGGAACUCGAGAGUGGGGCGGAAGGCGCGUUGGCGCCCGGCGAAGUGGCUCGACUGGCCCCGUGGGAGUUGGCAUCCACUAUAAACCAGUACGACUUCAUCCGCGCCGUGCGAAAUGGCAGGCUGGAGGGCUACUGGCCCUUAUCCGCCCGCGGCCGGUUUGCCUCUAAAAGCAAUUCAUAA
Molecule: messenger RNA, 591 nt
Organism: Geodia barretti
Lineage: Eukaryota; Metazoa; Porifera; Demospongiae; Tetractinellida; Geodiidae
Source: the annotation of a GenBank genome assembly